AUGCGACCUCGAGUCGUCCCUAAAUUGAGAUUCUGGACAAUUCGGACUGGAACGAAUGAAGACGCGAGUCGUCUAACGACUAACGUUGAGCGGUUUGCACCUCUCAAUGCCACGAACCUGUUCGGAUACGCGACCCGCGCAGCCGCCCGUUCAACCUCAACUCAAGCCUCUACCAGCACACCGACGCGUCGCUGCAUACCACCGUGGACAUCAUCUCAGGCCGAUCUGACGCCCCUCGGUCCCGUCAACCCCAACGACAACUCGACGACAGGGACAGGACCUACUCCUACGGAUUCGUGCUGUGCGAGGCGUAACCAGAUUAGUAGAAGUGAACUCGGCUAA
Molecule: messenger RNA, 342 nt
Organism: Coprinopsis cinerea okayama7#130
Lineage: Eukaryota; Fungi; Basidiomycota; Agaricomycetes; Agaricales; Psathyrellaceae
Exons: 2
Coding region: 1-342 (113 amino acids)
Source: RefSeq, a predicted model, not a curated record